GACGUCUUUUCGGAGGCUUUCGAUACAGUCCUGACGACCCAAGAACUGACUCAUGUCUGACAAACUAGCUUAUAUUUAUGUCUGCCUGACAUAGCACUGAGAGCGAGUAGGUGUAGUUAGCUUGUUGGCAUUACAUCUCCUUGGCAACCUGCAAAAAAGUACUGCAAGUUCCAUAAUGCUUUGCGGCUUGUGUCCGGAAGUGAUACGUCUCGUAUUGGGUCAACGACAACGAUAGCGCGACGCAGUUACUUCCAUUUUCCUCCAAAAAAGACACCGCCAUGCCGCCUGGGCCUGUUCAAAUAGUUCAGCCGGAGCCCAACAACAAGAAUGAUGCACCCGCAGAAGAAACCCCAGCCACUAAACCCAUCGUUGGUAUCAUAUAUCCACCUCCUGAGGUCCGAAACAUAGUUGACAAGACAGCCAGCUUUGUUGCCAGGAAUGGACCUGAGUUUGAAGCAAGAAUCCGUCAGAAUGAGAUCAACAAUCCAAAGUUUAAUUUCCUCAACCCUAAUGACCCCUACCAUGCCUACUACCGUCACAAAGUCAAUGAAUUUAAGGAGGGCAAAGCGCUGGAACCAUCUGCAGCAGUGCCUAAGGUUAUGCAGCAGGCCAUGCAGCAGGCCCAACAGCUUUCUCAAAAAGUGCAGGUGAUUCAAGAGACAGUUGUCCCCAAGGAACCACCUCCUGAGUACGAGUUCAUCGCGGAUCCCCCAUCGAUCUCAGCAUUUGAUCUGGAUGUUGUCAAACUCACUGCCCAGUUUGUUGCUCGCAAUGGUCGCCAGUUUCUUACUCAGCUCAUGCAGAAAGAACAGAGGAACUACCAGUUUGACUUUCUGCGGCCACAGCACAGCCUUUUCAACUACUUCACCAAACUGGUUGAGCAGUACACUAAGAUUCUGAUCCCUCCCAAAGGCCUUCUGACCAAGCUGAAGAGAGAAUCUGAGAAUCCAAGAGAGGUUAUGGACCAGGUGAGGUACCGUGUUGAGUGGGCAAAGUUCCAGGAGCGUGAGAGGAAGAAGGAAGAGGAGGAAAGAGAGAAAGAACGGGUGGCAUAUGCCCAAAUCGACUGGCAUGACUUUGUAGUGGUUGAGACGGUGGAUUUCCAGCCCAACGAACAAGGUCACUUCCCCCCACCUACCACACCAGAGGAGCUUGGCGCUCGCAUCCUAAUCCAAGAGCGCUAUGAGAAAUAUGGUGAGAGCGAGGAGGUCGAGAUGGAGGUUGAGAGUGAGGAUGAAGACGAUGAUCGGGAGCCCCGGGCCGAAGGCCAGGCCUCACAGCCUGAUCAAGACACGCAAGUGCAGGACAUGGAUGAGGGAUCUGAUGACGACGAUGAUGGCAUGAAGGCUCCACUGCCACCAGAUAACCCUAUGCCACCCCCACUGCCCCCAACUCCGGACCAGGUUAUUAUUCGCAAAGACUACGAUCCAAAAGCUUCCAAGCCUCAGCCCUCAAUUACAACUCCAGAUGAGUAUCUCAUCUCACCAAUUACUGGCGAGAAGAUCCAAGCCAGUAAGAUGCAAGAGCACAUGCGCAUUGGUCUGCUGGAUCCGCGCUGGCUGGAGCAAAGGGACCGCAGCAUCAGAGAGAGGCAGACCGAAGAUGAAGUCUAUGCUCCUGGUUUGGAUAUCGAGAGCAGCUUGAAACAACUGGCUGAGAGGCGUACCGACAUCUUCGGUGUGGAAGAGACAGCCAUCGGUAAGAAGAUUGGCGAAGAAGAAAUCCAGAAGCCAGAAGAGAAGGUUACUUGGGAUGGCCACUCGGGAAGCAUGGCUCGUACCCAGCAGGCUGCACAGGCCAACAUCACCCUGCAAGAGCAGAUCGAAGCCAUUCACAAGGCCAAAGGACUGGUGGGAGAGGAUGACACUAAGGAGAAAAUUGGCCCAAGCAAGCCCAGUGAAAUUCAUCACCAUCCUCCCAUGCCCUCUGGAAUGGGUAUGCCUAAACCCAAUCCCCAAAUGACAGUGCCUCGUCCACCCCACUCUGUGGCACCAGUGCGCACCACUCUCCUGUCUGCCGUACCUGUAAUGCCAAGACCGCCUGUGGCUCCUGUGGUGCGCCUUGGACCAGGACAAGUUAUAGCAUCAAUGCCUCCCAUGAUUCCUGCUCCCCGCAUCAAUGUGGUCCCCAUGCCACCAUCAGCACCUCACAUGAUGGCCCCCAGACCUCCGCCCAUGGUUGUUCCAUCUGCAUUUGUCCCUGCCCCUCCAGUGCCACAACCUCCGAACUCUGCUCCUGCACCACCAUCCCACCCACCCCCACCUCAUGAUGAUGAGCCAGUCAACAAGAAGAUGAAAACAGAGGACAACCUUAUUCCAGAGGACGAGUUCCUUCGUAGAAAUAAGGGUCCUGUGGCAGUUAAAGUACAGGUCCCCAACAUGCAGGACAAGACCGAAUGGAAGCUGAAUGGCCAAGUGCUGAAUUUCACUGUCCCACUCACAGAUCAGGUGUCUGUUAUUAAAGUCAAAAUCCACGAAGCUACAGGCAUGGCAGCAGGGAAACAGAAGUUGCAGUAUGAGGGCAUAUUCAUUAAAGAUUCCAACUCCCUGGCUUAUUACAACAUGAGCAACGGUUCAGUCAUUCACUUGGCACUGAAGGAGAGAGGUGGAAGAAAGAAGUGAGCCAUGCAGCAAGAAGGAACCAAUUUUACUUGUGGAUGUUUUGUCUCUCACAUUUUAGUUUAGGAAUGCUAAAUAAAUUGUAUGUACACUGCCUUACAGGCAUGGGUUCACAUGAUUGGUUCGACUCUUGAUUUGUUCAUGAUGAUAUACAGUAUUUAGUAACUUGUAACAAUAUGUAGAGCCCCAUAAUUCAAAAUAAAAAGGAAUAAAAA
Sander lucioperca (pikeperch) is the source of this 2833-nucleotide messenger RNA. RefSeq names its product splicing factor 3a, subunit 1 (gene sf3a1). NCBI's taxonomy places the organism in Eukaryota, Metazoa, Chordata, Actinopteri, Perciformes, Percidae. The transcript has 16 exons. Bases 279 to 2621 code for a protein of 780 amino acids. Gene Ontology annotation, cellular component: U2-type prespliceosome; catalytic step 2 spliceosome; U2 snRNP. The record is from RefSeq and is a predicted model, not a curated record. Gene Ontology annotation, molecular function: protein binding; RNA binding. Gene Ontology annotation, biological process: mRNA cis splicing, via spliceosome; regulation of alternative mRNA splicing, via spliceosome.